Messenger RNA from Amblyraja radiata (thorny skate), 1378 nucleotides. It is a transcript of the gene rsu1, whose product is annotated as Ras suppressor protein 1. NCBI's taxonomy places the organism in Eukaryota, Metazoa, Chordata, Chondrichthyes, Rajiformes, Rajidae. Gene Ontology annotation, molecular function: protein binding. The transcript has 9 exons. Gene Ontology annotation, cellular component: cytoplasm. The record is from RefSeq and is a predicted model, not a curated record. The coding region runs from base 140 to 973 and encodes 277 amino acids.
UCGCUGCUCCGGCUGCUCCGCGCUCAUGUCCUUCUAAAGCAAAAGCAUUCACAGAAGCAGCAAUUCCUUUCUUGUUACUUCCGGCUGGGCGUGAACUGGUUUUUUUUGUAUCUGGCGGCGUUUCCUAGAGUUUCUGAAAAUGUCGAAAUCGCUGAAGAAGAUGGUGGAAGAAUGCAAGGAAAAGAAUCUACCAGACCUGGAUAUGUGUGACAGGGGGAUCUCCAACAUGUUGGAUAUUUCAGGACUGUUUACUCUAUCCAACAUAACCCAACUGGUGCUGAGUCAUAACAAGUUAACAAGUGUUCCAGCAAACGUAGCUGACCUGAGGAAUCUGGAGGUACUGAAUGUUUUCAACAAUCAGAUCGAAGACCUUCCGACACAAAUCAGCAGCCUGCAGAAACUGAAACAUCUUAACCUUGGCAUGAACAGAUUAAAUUCUCUGCCAAGAGGAUUUGGAUCUCUGCCAGCACUGGAGGUGCUUGACUUGACGUACAACAAUAUGAAUGAGAAAUCCCUCCCUGGCAACUUCUUCUACCUCACCACCUUGCGUGCACUCUAUCUAAGUGACAACGAUUUUGAAACCCUGCCACCAGAAAUUGCGAAGCUCACGAAGUUGCAGAUAAUCAGCUUAAGGGACAAUGACCUCAUAUCACUGCCAAAGGAGGUUGGGGACUUGUCUCAAUUGAAGGAGCUCCAUAUUCAAGGAAAUCGACUGACUGUGCUCCCGCCAGAAAUGGGUAAUUUGGACCUGACUGGCCCAAAGCAAGUCUUCAAAGCAGAGAACAAUCCAUGGGUUACACCAAUUGCUGACCAAUUCCAACUCGGUGUAUCCCAUGUCUUUGAAUACAUUCGUUCUGAAACCUACAAGUACCUUUAUGGUAGACACAUGCAAGCAAAUCCUGAACCUCCAAACAAGAACAAUGACAAGACUAAGAAGAUAAGCCGGAAGCCUCUGGCUGCCAAAAACAAAUGAAUCAAUUGACUUGCAUCUUACUGAUGAACUCCGCUUGCAUGUGCCUCAAUCUGUAUUUAUUACCUCAACUAUCUUAACAUCUUGUGUUCGGAGCCGUGUAUAAUCUUUCAUGUUUAUUGUAGUUUUUAUAGCUUAAUAUCCUAAGCUGAUAAUACAUUCUACUGAGUGUUAAUGGUCUUUACAUUAAUUUCACGAAACUUUCUGAAUGGGUAAACACUUUAGAUAAAACAUACAAAUUACGCCUUAUUCGCAAAUGUUACACUGAAUAGGUUAUUUAUGCUUAAAAAAAGGGAAACCAUUUGUAUUUGGUGUUACAUGUGCUUUCAUAAUUACACUUUAAUGUAUGCAGCUUACUAAUUUUUAUUGCUAUUUUGAUUUUUGAAUAAAAUAUAUAUUUAUAAAUAA